This is a messenger RNA of Akanthomyces muscarius, 3504 nucleotides long. RefSeq lists its product as uncharacterized. The transcript is spliced from 2 exons. Gene Ontology annotation, cellular component: membrane. Bases 1 to 3504 code for a protein of 1167 amino acids. The record is from RefSeq and is a predicted model, not a curated record. Gene Ontology annotation, biological process: transmembrane transport; monoatomic ion transport. Gene Ontology annotation, molecular function: monoatomic ion channel activity. Lineage: Eukaryota; Fungi; Ascomycota; Sordariomycetes; Hypocreales; Cordycipitaceae.
AUGUUCGCCUCCCGCCACGGCAGACAACGUCGUGCCGGCCUUCAGCAGGCCUACAGCCCGUCGCCACCACCCCAACGCCCACCUCGCCAAUUCUCUGCCCGUGUACAUGCAACCGCCGAUUUUACAGAGGCCGACGACGACGAAGAAGAGGACGAGGAUGACUUUGAACAGGGUCUCGAUCACGGCGACGGCCCGGACCAAGAUGACGAGGACGCCGUGGAUGACCUGGCCGACGCCGAGCAGCAAGGGCCCGGUGGCCUGCCCGUCAUUCCGCUCUUCUCUUCUAGCCAUCUUGAUACCCUCCCUGUCUAUAACAUAACCCACGCUAUUCGAAUUAUAGUGUCUGCGCGAACCGAAACGUCCCUGACUUGGGAGCAGCUGCGCUCUCCUCAGGUCUCGCAGUUCCUCGUCAAGCCGAUGCAGCAGCAGAUCCGCGCCCAGCACUUUUCGCGAGCCACCCUGUAUGCUCUCAUGGCCAACUGCCUGCAGUUCAACAAGGAAGGUCAGCGGUAUGCCGCCAAUACAGGAAUCAGCCACACUCGAUCCAAGGUCUGCGAGCUUCUGGCGCUGAAGAUGCUUAAAGAGUACUCUACCCGCGAGCUGAUUGAUGCGCUGGCUUACGACUUCUACCCCCUCCAAGGCCUCCCAGGCGCGCCCGAAGUCAUUGCCAGCCGAGCCACCGGCAAAGCCAAGGGCACCUUGACCGCCUCGCGCACGUCUACACUUGAAGUUGCCAUCCGCGCAUCGGCCAAGCACUUCCUCGCCCACCCUGUCGUCGUUCAGCAGCUCGAAGCCAUUUGGAAUGGCGCCAUCUCCUUUUACUCCUCUGCCGAUACACUGCAUAGAGAGGAAGCUCCCAGCGGCCUAUACAGCCACGCAAAUGGGUCACCGAAUAAGCCAGACGAUAGGACGCCUCUUUUAGGUAACACAGCGCCUAGACAUGCCCAGUACCAUGUCCCAAAUGGUCGUCGUACGGUCAUGUUGUACGACCCGCGACAGGCUUCCAUGUUUAAGCUCUCCCGUCUCCGAGUGCCCCGUUAUCGGUCAUUCCUGUCGACGCUGUCGCUAGCAGUCCUAAUUGGACUGUUCCUGGCCGUCUUGAUCCAACGCUCUGUGCAUAUUAGCGGACUAGAGCUGGUCUUUUGGUUCUGGAGUGCGGGCUUCAUGCUUGAUGAGUUGGUUGGCUUUAACGAACAGGGUUUUGCCCUGUACAUCAUGAGCUUCUGGAACGUCUUUGAUCUCGGCAUCCUAGUCCUGCUCAUUGUCUAUUAUUGCAUGCGCGCCUAUGGAGUCUUCCUUGUCGACCCGCAUCACUGGAACGACAUGGCAUAUGAUGUUUUGGCUGCGAAUGCAAUUCUGCUCCUGCCGCGCAUCUUCAGUGUUCUUGAUCACUACCAAUACUUUUCGCAGCUGCUGAUUGCGUUCCGUUUGAUGACGCUCGAUCUUGCUGCAGUUUUCACCUUGGUUCUCAUCAUGUGCAGUGGGUUUUAUGUCUUUUUCACGCUGUCGAACGUGCAGAGUGAUGGCAGCGAGGUUGCCUACAAGAUCUUUCAGAUUCUCAUGGGCUUCACGCCUGCCGUCUGGGAUGUGUGGCCGACUUACAAUUGGCUGGCCAGAUCUCUGAUGGUUGUGUUCCUCAUUAUUUGUCACUACCUGGUUGUCACCAUUCUCAUUACGGUGCUCACCAAUUCCUUCACCGCGAUCGCUUCAAACGCCACAGAAGAACAUCAGUUUGUCUUUGCCAUCAACACGAUAUCCAUGGUAAAGAAUGAUGCUUUGUUCUCAUACAUAGCCCCCACCAAUAUCUUCGCAUGGGUGCUGAUGCCGCUUCGGUACUGCAUGCCACUUAGGCAAUUUGUAUGGCUGAACCGAACCAUCAUCAAAGCGACUCACUUUCCCAUUCUCUUCUUCAUCUAUCUCUAUGAGAGAUUCUGGCUAGCGCCCUCUAUGUUCGAGCCUACUGAUCUGGUCGAAAACCAUGGAAGAGGCAGACGCCGCGCCAUAUCAUUUGGUGAUGCUGUCAACCGUACAGCUAUGUUUAGCCCCAACAUCCGGGUUCGAGAGGAGUCUGUGGCGGGCUUCCAGAAAGACCGGGCGCUAGACGAGUUAUUCAGACGAGCGCCGGCAAGUGCGACAUUGCGAACGCAACGAAGAAAUGAGCGGCGUAAGACGCAGAAUGCGAUUCGCAACUGGAUGGAGCAACACGAUGAAGACGACAAUGGCAACCACUGGCCAACCAUUGACAGCCGCGCAGUGCCGGACUGGCAAAGACGAAUGAGUGUCGGCUGGGAACGAGGAUCUCAGCUACGUCAUGUGUCUGACAGGAGAUCUAUAGCCAGUGACCCCGCUGAGUUCCUAUCCAACAAUGGAGCAUUUGGUCCGGGGCCAACGUCUGCCUCUAGACUACCGUCUUUCAAUGUCGAAUUCAAGGACCAGACAGACGCAGAUGGUGAUGACGAGCUUGUUACAAACGACGAAGAUGAAGAAGACGCGGCCACAAACCUUGGACAAGGGACUAGUGCGGACAAGACUCGCUUGAUGGCGAGACAGGGAGACUAUUUCGGCCCGGUUCUUGGUCCCAGCAUUGGGAAGUUGGCUUCGUCACACGGCUCUUAUGGUGCUAUGGCACCUAAAGCACCGGCCACCCCUCGCGCAUCCAACCAACGUCGUGGGAUGCACAGUCGUACGCUGUCAACAAACACCAUCUUGUUCAACCCCGAAGAAGAGGCUGCUCUGGCACCCGCUGCCACAACCAAGUCGCCACCAAAGCCGGCGCAGGCAAAGAAACCCGGGAGCAGUGGCCGCAAUACGGCCGGCGAGGGGCAGACGAGCUCUGGACGUCGCAGCCCAGUCAGGAAAGCGGCGGCCAUUGUGGACGCGAAGCCUCGACCGAUUGCCCCGCCGGCAGGCAUGGCUGAGGCAGGAGGUGUCAGUCGUACAGCUCUCCUCAGCAUCGACCCAGCACGCGCACGACUUCGGGAAGGCCGCAGGCUAUCUUCUGUCGACCUGAGCGUCAUGUCGGACCAGACUGGCAUGGGCGUGGAAGACUCGCACAUGAAUCUGAGCAUGCCGGGUAGCUUCCAGACGCAAAUGGCCAUGGCGAUGAUGCGGGAGAAUCGGAUGCGGGUGGCGCGUGGCAUUGAUGCAUCAGACCGAGAUAGAAUGGGUCGGCUGGUGCUGGCGCGUAUGAAGACGCUGGAGGAGAGCUUUGCGGAUGUGAUCAAGGAGAUGCGAGAUCUGAAGAACACGUCGACGCCGCCGACGAGAUGGAAUUCGUCGAACGAAGGCGGUGGCGGCGGCCCGUCGGAGAAGCGCGCCAAAGGCAGCUCUACACCCAGUCGGACCUCCAACAAGCGGCCGGUGAGCCGGCGGAGCUUGCGCGAGGUCAAGAUCUCGGGACGUCCGGAAGGCGGGGGCAAAGGCAAGGGCGUUGCCUACUCGUCUGACGAGGGCGGCGAUGAUGAUGGAGACGACGGCUUUUCAAAGCGGGCGGGAUCAUAUUGA